CUAAUCCAACUAACCUCUGACCUUUCAGUUAAGGAAAAGUUUUGCACUUCCUGGAUACUGUUCGAGUGUUUGGAUUUCCUCGGGGCGAUGUGUUUUGGGGAGACAGAAAACACUACCUCAAUAAAUUGAAUCAUAUCCUCCAUCAAAAUGAGUUCAAAAUGGAUUCCCUUCAAGAUUGGACAACCGAAGAAACAAAUCGUUUCCAAAACGGUUGAAAGAGACUUUGAGAGAGAAUAUGACAAGCUCCAAAAGCUGGAGGAUCAGACAAAAAAGCUUCACAAGGACAUGAAGAAAAGCACAGAAGCAGAUAUAGCCAUGUCCAAGGCGGCGGUGAAGAUUUCGGGGGACUUGCUGAGUAACCCCCUGUGCGAGCAGGACCAGUCCUUCCUGGAGUUCAUGACUGCUCUGGACACAGCCAUGAAGAGGAUGGACUCCUUCAAUCAGGAGAAGGUGAACCAGAUCCAGAGGACUGUAAUUGACCCUCUGAAAAAGUACAGCAGUGUGUUCCCGAGCCUGAACAUGGCGGUGAAGCGGCGAGAGCAGGCUCUCCAGGACUACAAGAGACUCCAGGGCAAGGUGGAGAAGUACGAGGAGAAGGAGAAGACGGGGCCCAUCAUGGUCAAGCUGCAUCAGGCCCGAGAGGAACUGAGGCCGGUGAGAGAUGACUUUGACGCCAAGAACAAGCAGCUCCUGGAUGAGAUGCCCAAAUUCUACCACAGCCGCAUUGACUACUUCCAGCCCAGCUUCGAGGCUCUGAUUCGAGCUCAGGUGGUAUACUUUACAGAGAUGCACAAGAUCUUCAGUGACCUGACGGAACAGAUAGACCAAGCCGGCCUCACAGAUGAACAGAGGGAGCGGGAGAACGAGGCCAAACUGAGUGAGCUGCGCGCGCUGUCCAUCGUCGCGGAUGAUUGAGGAGAAAGUUCAGCGAAAGCGCGUCUUCACUUGAUUUUUUCCCCCCACUUCUUUUGCCUCAGUGCACUCCAGUGAAUGGUUUGUUAUAUCGGAUAAUUCCUUGUUGGUCAUCGUCUGGCUCGCUAUCAGCCUUGACACAGUUGAAUGACACUGUAUUGAAAUUUAAUAUUUAUUUAUUUCGGUUUUUCAUCAGUCUAACAUAACCUCUUCAUUUGUAACUUGUAGAGAACACUAAUAAGCGUUUCAGGCAAAAAGCCACCCUUAAAAGCCAUUCUAACAAUGAAGUUGGCUCAAAGCCAGCGCUGGGAAAGACUUGAUUUUUGUUUUUGAAACUCACGUGUUGAAAAUGUGCUGAAGUGGUCACCCACUCAAUUUCGAGCCGCUCGCUUCUCCCUAUUGUCCAUCAUCCGUGAAAGCUUCUCUAGCUCGGCUUUGCGUUCACAUUUAGUAGGGGGGAGAAAAAAAUCGCCCUCGUAGAAAGACUGCAAUCGCCGUUUAAUGGCAAGUCACUUCUAUUAUGUGCUUUAUGUGAAGUGUGGUCUCUAAUGGGUUGUGUAGGCUACUAUGUUUGCCACCUGCGUCGAAAAAGUGCGGUAACAUAAAGCAAACAUAAACAUACACCUGCGUUUAUUUGAAUCUUUCAGAGCUAUUGUUUAUUUUGCGUUGUACAUUCUAAUCCAGUGAUCUUCGUUGUGUCACAUGUAAUGAAAUGUGCAUUGACAAAGUGAAUACAUAUUUGAAAUGACCCGCUAUAGAUAUGACCCAACAACUAGCCUAUGUGGCUUCUGACAUGUUUGUUUGUGUAAGAAUAUUCAUAUAUCUGCCCUCAGUAACCUAGUCAAACGUUUGAGGCGGUGAAGGCUCUAGAUAACGUAAUUCUUAAUGUUAAGUCACCAUUCCUGUACAAUGCGUAUCUUUAACUCUGUAUUGGUGUAUAAUGAGAACACAGGACAUGUAGGCCUACUGCACGGUGCUAUUAGUUACAUUUCGUUCUCACUUCAGUGGAAGCAACAGUAAUGUAUGUGACAUCAAACUGGCCAAAACAAUACUGCAGCGCCCUCUAGUGGUAAUCUUCUUCUGUGCAACACCUUAGUAGGAUUGUGUCAUUAUUGUGUUGGUUUCAUUAGUUUUUCUCAUUGUCUUUGUGUUUUUUUAAUUAUGUAUGUAGGGUUGAAUACUAGAGUGUUAAUUUAUCUUGUGUUUGGAUAGUGUUACACAGCCAUAACACUAAUGUUCCAGUGCCAGUCAAGGCCCUUUUGGUCAAUAGGACCAAUCCCCACAUCACGUUAAGAAGCUGUUAAGACCUUGUUGUAAAUAUUGCCUAUAAAAUGAUGCUAAUGUCAAUCACUGUAUGAAGAAAGACAAGCCCAACUAAUGAAGUAACUCGACCAUGGAAUGCUUGGACUGUUGAAAUGUUUUAAGGGAAGUUUCCUCUGUGCCUUCAUGUUCCUCUGUGUCAUUUGCAGAGGUUAUUGUUUGCUCAUAAUGAAAAUUAUUGUUUUGCUUUCAUGUCUGUGUACUUUUCACUGAAGUCCUAAAUAUUGUUUGGAUCUAUUAACACAUUGCAUCAUCUCAUCCCUUUCAUACGAGUAGAUAACCGGAUAUUUUGCCAUCAUUGUUACUUACCUAAUUUGAAUCAACUCUUUCUGGUAAUGUCGUGUUUUGUAGGGACUAAGUGUGUGUCUUUUUAUUAAAAAGAGGGUACAUUUGAAAAAAUGUGCCGUCCUUUGUCAUGAA
Clupea harengus (Atlantic herring) is the source of this 2652-nucleotide messenger RNA. It is a transcript of the gene bin3, whose product is annotated as bridging integrator 3. The record is from RefSeq and is a predicted model, not a curated record. Lineage: Eukaryota; Metazoa; Chordata; Actinopteri; Clupeiformes; Clupeidae. Gene Ontology annotation, biological process: actin cortical patch localization; endocytosis; plasma membrane tubulation. Gene Ontology annotation, cellular component: actin cytoskeleton; cytoplasm. Gene Ontology annotation, molecular function: lipid binding; protein binding.